Messenger RNA from Clonostachys rhizophaga, 666 nucleotides. NCBI's taxonomy places the organism in Eukaryota, Fungi, Ascomycota, Sordariomycetes, Hypocreales, Bionectriaceae. The record is from the annotation of a GenBank genome assembly.
AUGCAAUCACAUCCUUCUUCCGAGUCGUAUUCUCAGUCUGGUUUCGGGGGCCGGAUGGGCUGGGGAAAACGCCCGGCUCUACUGAUUAUAGAUGUAUGCCGGGCAUAUUGGACAGAGCGGUCACCUCUCUCUCUACUGGGAAACCCCGAGGCGGAAGCAGCCCCAGACUCUAUGCGGCGGUUACUGAAGACUGCUCGAGGCAGCGGCGUUCCUGUAGUUUGGAGCGAGGUUCAGUAUACUCACCCAGAGAUGAAAGAUGCCGGGUUAUUUUGGCAUAAAUCCAAAGGCCUCAGUGUGUGGCAAAAGGGUGACAAAAGAGGCCUGGCAGAAUAUGUAGAAGGGAUCGUGCCGCUUCCAGAAGAGACAGUUGUUGUGAAGAAGUACGCCAGUGCCUUUUUUGGAACGACGCUUGCAACAGAGCUUCAAUUUCUCAAUAUCGACACAGUAGUCAUCUGUGGCGUAAGCACCUCGGGGUGUGUCAGGGCCACAACACUAGACGCAAUGCAAUCGGGAUUUCGUCCUAUGGUUGUGGGAUCAGCUUGCGGUGACCGUACACCGCAAAUCCACGCCUCCAAUUUAUUCGAUCUAGACUCCAAAUAUUCCGAUGUAGUCUCGGAGGAGGAGGCCAUUUUGCACCUGUCCCAAGGAUGGAAAGUUGAGGACUAG